This is a messenger RNA of Ectocarpus sp. CCAP 1310/34, 3215 nucleotides long. NCBI's taxonomy places the organism in Eukaryota, Phaeophyceae, Ectocarpales, Ectocarpaceae. The record is from the annotation of a GenBank genome assembly.
AUGUGUCGAUCACAACGGAGUCAUUUCUUCGUGUCUUCACCACAGGAAGGAAGCGGACAGCAACGCAGCCUUUCCGUGUUUGCGACGGAAUCCCCGGAGUGGCAAGGCCAUGUGUCUGACAGUUUCGGGGCAACAACAGUGUCAACAAGCGACGCCAUUGGGUCGCCGGUGACUGUUCGGGUCACUGGUUGGACUGCUUCAAACGGUGAAUCUACAAUCGUCGACGCCUACCAGGCAGCACAUGAAGAGACCGCCGACACCCCAGGGGACGCAACAUCAACUGUCCGGGCGUACGCCUCCUUGCUGGUGGACCAGUUCGAGGAUGCGUCUCUGUACCUCCCAGAGGAAAUUGCAAUGUACCAGGGCUUGAUGGCGACCAUGGUUCAAGACGCAGCGGAUGACUUCGAGGUGUUGGAGUACUCUACAACGACCGCGGGGGCCCUACUAGAUACGAUGGUGCUGGUGUCCGGGAGUGAAAACCUACGAACAUCGGAUUCGCAGGAGGCGAUUCUGUCGUUGUCCACGGGUGUAUUAGAGCGUGCGGUAGAAGAGGACUCCUGGGAUUCGGACUCCUUCAGCCCCACCCUGGAAGUACUUGAUAACGUCAUCGGCGGAUACAAUUUAUCUUCAGCUGGAGUUGUGGGACGAGAGGAGCUCGGCGAUGUUGCCGCUGAAAUAUUGCCGGAAACGGUGAGAUCGAUGGCGCUAUUGAUGACAUCAAGCCUGGAAGACGGAGAAGACGCGGCACUCAUUGGGAACAGUUUCAUUGAUGUGUUGGGCCUUGUCACCUCGAAGACCUCGGCCAUGGACUUCGACGCUGGCGAGGAUAUUACCCUCUCAGCACCAGUUCGAAUGACGAUGAGGGCUUCAAUGGCGACGACGUCGUCCAAGAGCCCAUCCUGCGCGUACUACAACGAGCUUACCGGGCUUUGGGAUGAGGAUGGGCUAGUUACCGAGGCCGCCAUAACGCCAAUAGACGAAAGCAACGCGGGUGGACUAACGGAUUUGAACGUCACCUGUUGGUCGUUUCACUUGUCGGACUUCACAAUAUCCGCGGACGAAGUGGGCUCGGGUUUUCAGCAUGUGGACUUGACUGCGGGGAUAGCCGUCGUUCUGGAGGUGCGGGACAUCUCCAAGAUGGGUGUCCUCUUACUGCUUUUUGUCCUACUCCUGCUAGUGGUCCUCCGAACCAUCUCAAGAAUGGCUGAUGUCAAGACUAACCUCAGCAAGGAGUUGGAAGGGAAGACCGACGAGGUCUACCUAGCCACCGGGAAGUCUCGGAAUCGCCCUACCUUGGGAGCGUUGGUCCAAGCGAACCCGACGCCUGACACGCACCACCGCCACGCGAGAAAGCGGUUGGAAAGACGCGUCAAGACGACAUUUCGGCAGCACAUGAUGAAAAGGUACCGUGGGCAAAUCGUGAGGAAUCGUCUCAUACUCGUCCAUAUGCUGGUAGAGGCGAGUAUUGUCGCAAACUCGACGAGCUACAAAAUACGAGCUGUUCAUAUUGUUGUCAGCCUGGCUGUUUCGAUGCCGGCUUCCAUCCUAUUUCCCAAGCUGUUCGCGGCUGCAGCUGCCCCCCCGCCGUCGAUCACGGUGACAAUGCUCCAUGCGUGGGAAAAGAUUGUCCCACCCACUAGCCAAGGAAGUACAACCGCUCAAGACAUGACCUAUGCCAAGGCCAACUCCCAAUCAAGGUGGCUGCGGGAGCCGAACACGGUGGUGGCGGUUUUUCGUCUGAUUUCCUCAGCGGUGUUGAAGAGCACGUCGCGAGUGUCGUCCUCAUUCCGAGAGGAUCGACGGUACUCCUCGGGUGGGGCUGUUGAUCGCGGGACGAACCUGGUGUGGUCCGGCCUCUGGCAAAUGUUGCUCGAUUUGGUGUGCGUCGCGCUAUCGGCAACGAUUGGAAUCGAAGACCAGCUUGAGAAAGCUCUGAUUUCCACUACCGCAGCGGGCCUGCUUUUGGGGCUCCUCUUCCUUGAUGCUGUUCUCUCCACAAGGGCGUCGACCUUCAGCAUAUUGAACUUUAAGGUGCUCUUCUCAAUCGUGUUCGCGAGGAUAGUGGUUACCGCGCUGCAGGUCGUCCUGGCAUUCCACGGAAUGCGAAACGCGGCAUCGUCCACCGCGUUGUACGGAACGUUGUUCGCCCUCUCCAUCGCCAUGAUAUUUGGAAGCCACAAGAAUGAACUGAUGCCCUGUAUGGAUGCGGUGAAUCAAAGAUACAUGUCCCAGAUAUCAAUGGCCAAAAUGUACCGACCGCCGCCCAAGGUGGACCACAGCCACCAGCACGUCAGCUCCUGGACCAUCGACCUUUGCAUUUUGCGCAACACGGCUGCGGUAAAGAUUCAGACCCUGGUGCGAAUGUACCAAGCCCGUCAGAGAGCUGUCCGGCGCCAAGAAGUGGUCGCAUGGCAGAGUCCUCACGUCAGAAGCAUGCGAAAGCGACUGACGUUUCGUGCCUACACAUGCCUCAUCGUUUUCACCGCGUCGGUGGCAUGGAUCAACCUCUGCUACGUGGCUUUGUACGAUGGUCCUGCAAUACGGAACUGGAUUGCAGCGACCGGAAUUGCUGUUUUGGUCGACAUUGUGCUCAGGAAGCCCCUGUCAGUGCUGGUGGUGGCCACAGUCAAUACCAUUCGUGAUAGUGCUCGUGUCCCGGGAACGGUGUAUAUUGGCAAGGGCCCAUUUCAGAGACCGAUUGGGAAGUUUUAGCUCAUACAAUUAGUUGGUGAUUGAUGUCAGUGCCUUCUUUCCUCUUCAAGACUUAUCUGCACAUGCAUGUAGGGUGUUGGGGUGGAGGAUAUUCGCAAAGUGGUACGAAAACCGGCGGGAGAAAUCAUUUUUGCAAGGAAGCAUAGUCUACAAUCACGGAAGCGCUACCAAUGUACUAAUUACCAGGGGCUCGUGGGGCGUGCUACAACAGAAGACAAAGGUAUCUGAGGAUAGUAUGAUCGGGGGAUGACUGGGGAUGAUUUUUCGUCGAUGCCCUUGUCGUCCAGUCCGUUGGAGGACGAUACAAUGUAUGCCGGUGAAGAGCAUGCUCUCGGAACAAGAGUGGUGAGAGACGAAUGCAGUGGGGAUGAAAAAUCCCGGAGUACGCAAUACAUUCCGGGUACCCCCAUAUAAACAGUAUUGCAUUUCGAACCGUUUCAAUAAACCUCGGUUUGCUUUGUCUACACCUUUGUCUAGUCUACGCCUUAAACCAGACUGUCCUC